AUGUAUCGCUAUCAAUUCCAGAGUGUCAACAGUCAAAAUUUCAUGGAGAUUUUGAACGAGCAACUGCACCAGGACCACGAAUUUGGCCGUACGGUGAACGUCACGAAGAUCAUGAACUCUUGGACCCAUCAGCUGAGUGAUACGAUCCUGGUGCUCAAUCACACCGUCAUCCCGAAAGUGACUCGGGCUCAGUUGAUUGACGACGCUUUCACGCUGGCCCUGGCCGGAUAUUUGGACUAUCAAGUGGUUGAAUACACCAAUAGAUUCAAGUUCGAGAAAAUGGAUCCGAUUUGUGAUCCGCUGGAUGGAGUCGGCUGCCUGAACUGGAGUGACGACGGUGGGUGUGUCGAUCAGGUCAUGCGCCUCUUUCACGCUCAAAUGGACGGUUCAAUCACCCCCGAAGAGAAAAAGGCAAUGACGGAAUAUUUGGAGCGCAAUUGGUGUGCGGUGAUUCGCUACGAUGGUAAGGAAGAAUGGAACUGGGCGUGGCGAGCUAGUCUCUGCGACAUGUGGUCGUCACAGCGAACAAAGAUCUUAUCGGCUAUGAGUUGCAGUCAAGAUCGUUAUCGUUUGAAACAGCUUCUUUCGCGCGUGUUUUCGCCGACCAUCGAACAGGACCCGACCGACACGUUCGCCACCAUCGAGAAGAUGACGGAAAAUCACGUCGCUCGUUCCAUGGUGUUGACAUUUUUGGCGACCAACUGGGAGAUCCUAGGGCGACAGGAACACAUUUAA
This is a messenger RNA of Daphnia pulicaria, 735 nucleotides long. Its product is annotated as aminopeptidase N-like. Lineage: Eukaryota; Metazoa; Arthropoda; Branchiopoda; Diplostraca; Daphniidae. The record is from RefSeq and is a predicted model, not a curated record. The transcript is spliced from 5 exons. Gene Ontology annotation, biological process: proteolysis; peptide catabolic process. Gene Ontology annotation, molecular function: metalloaminopeptidase activity; peptide binding; zinc ion binding. Gene Ontology annotation, cellular component: cytoplasm. The coding region runs from base 1 to 735 and encodes 244 amino acids.